Molecule: messenger RNA, 2449 nt
Organism: Python bivittatus (Burmese python)
Lineage: Eukaryota; Metazoa; Chordata; Lepidosauria; Squamata; Pythonidae
Gene: SHCBP1L
Product: SHC binding and spindle associated 1 like
Biological process (GO): male meiosis cytokinesis; spermatogenesis
Cellular component (GO): meiotic spindle
Source: RefSeq, a predicted model, not a curated record
AUGGCCUUUUCCAAUGUUUCAUCCAUAGGGCCCCCAGAAGCUUCUCUGGAGGAAUCCUCAGAAUACCUGCCCAUGAAUAUUGGACACUAUGAAGAUAUGCAGGCAGACUGUCUAUCUGCCAUCUCCCCCUUUCCAGACCUAGGCAGCCAAAGAGUGCAGCUGGAGGAACUCCAGGAGCUUCCAGCACGGCAGGAAUUGUGGGAACCAUUAGAAGCCAUCUUCCCCAACAAGAGGAUAACCUGGAGCCUUGGAGGACAAAAGAUGAAGGUGCCAGGAAUCCAUCACUGUUUGAUGAAUGAAGAACUGGAGGAGGCUCUUCAGGCAACUUCACAAAGAAAUGAAGCCAAAUGGAAGCAGCUUCAUUCCCUGGCCAGGAUGCAGUUUGUAUGUGAACUCUGCUUGGACUCUGUUUCUCUUACUUCAUUGCCUUCAUCAGUCUUGACUAUGGAUUUUAUGGUGGGCCCAGUGCAGUUUUAUCCAAAGGAGAACAUGUGGAAGGACAUGGCCUGUUCCUUCAACAUUUUAACAUCUCACUUAUACACAAUCACUCUUCCUUACACCAUGCUACUUGCAAUGCUCCACAGCUCACAAACUGCCAGGAACGAGUACCCCGAGAUUGCUGGAGAUGCAGCCUUUGUCAAUGGUUGGGAAGACGAAGGGGGAGCUGCCGGCCCGUCCCCGGGCACAGCGGAAAGCCCACCUCGAAAGACAAGGGGCCACCGUCUCCUUCGUCUCGGCGGGGAGGAGGAUCUCGGGGAGGAGGAAGCUGGGCCGCUGCCGAAGGAAUUUCCGUCCCACCUGGGAGCGCUGACCGGGCGGGAGAAGGUGGCGCUGUAUUGCGACGAUCUCUUGAAGGGCUGCAAGGCAGAGGAUGCCAAUGAAGCUGUGAGUAAGUAUCUUGUGGAAAAGCUGAAGAUGAAGGAAAAUUGGCUUGGAAUUUGGAAAACCAAUCCAGAACUGUUUUUUGUCAAUUCUGAAGAAAUUCCCAUACCAUAUAUUGGAGUGCUUGUUGAGGUUACUUGUAAAUUGCCCAGUAGUCCCUCUGCUAAUUUCAACGUUUCUGUAUCUGUAGCUGAACCCUUUUCCUCUAAUAUUGCAAAUAUUCCAAAACAACUAGUUGAUGAAGUACUAGAAGAAAUGGAUUAUUGUGUGCCUCUUUUAGAAGUAUAUCCUGUUGAGGGACAGGAUAGUAUAGUGUUUGAUAUAGCCAAGGCUUUAGAAAUUGUGAGAUUUUUCUAUGACUUCCUUUGGAGAGAUUGGGAUGAUGAUGAAAAUAGUGAGACAUAUGCUGCACUAAUGGAAGAGAGAAUUAAAAUUUGGUGUGAUAUUCAGAAUGGAAUUAUUCCAGCUCCAAUUGCCCAUCGUUUUAGAAGAAAUUUGGAAAAAUACAAGAGCAUGCAUUUGGAAUUAAUUCAUUACCAGAGUAAUAUCAAAGAGGAGCCCACAGCAGAAGAAGCUGUUGAAUGUUGGAAAAAAUAUUAUGAACUAAUAAUGCUGUGUGGCUUGUUGAAAAUAUGGGAAGAUUUACGUUUAAGAGCUCAUGGACCUCUGGCCCCAAGAAUACUGAAACGUAGAAAAGGACACAGAGAUGAUGGGAAAACUGUAACUUACAUUGUUGCGAAAACAGUGACAGCAGAAGUGGCUAAAGAAUUAUCAUCUGACACACUUCUCCAACAGAAUGAUAACCUAAACAUAGCUUUGGACAGCUGUUAUAGUGGUGAUAAUGUGCUUAUUUUCCCUGGAGAAUAUAAAGCAGCAAACCUAUCCAUGUUAACUGAAGAUAUUAUUAUUAAAGGAGUUGGAAAACCAGAGGAAAUUGUGAUAGUUUCUGAACCUGCUAAUGAGAGUUUUGUAGUAUCCAGGGCUAAAAAUGUGAAAUUAAUGAAUAUUACAUUGCUGCAGCAAGGGACUGUUGAUGGAAUUAUUGUGGUUGAAUCUGGACACACAGUUUUGGAGAAUUGUAUAUUGAAGUGUGAAGGGACUGGUGUUUGUGUACUUGUCGGGGCUUCACUGACAGUUAUAAAUAGUGAAAUUACUGGAGCUCAGGGAGCUGGUGUUGAGUUAUAUCCAGGAAGUGUGGCUACUUUGGAGGGUAGCAAAAUUCACCAUUGCAAUAACUUCAGAACUAGUGACUCUUCACGGGGUAGUCUUGGUGGAAUUAACAUUAAGAUCCUCCCUGCUCCUAAAUUAAGGAUGAAAAACAAUCAUAUUUACAGUAACAAUGGCUAUGGAGUAACAAUUAUCCAGCCUUCUGAACAGCUGGGUACUGCAGCAGAAGAAACCACGGAAUGUGCUGCAGCAGGAGAUGGAGAAGAUUCUGUUUCUAAACUGGUGCAGGAACUGAGCCUUCAGAUAAAUGCUAAUACACUGGAAGACAGCAUUGAAGGCAUCAGCAUAGUUAACUGAAGCUCCAGUCUCUCAUGGUUUCAACCAUGUGCUGUAGCACAAG